Messenger RNA from Penicillium alfredii, 813 nucleotides. RefSeq names its product putative cell division control protein Cdc31 (gene cdc31). The record is from RefSeq and is a predicted model, not a curated record. Gene Ontology annotation, molecular function: microtubule binding; calcium ion binding. Lineage: Eukaryota; Fungi; Ascomycota; Eurotiomycetes; Eurotiales; Aspergillaceae. Gene Ontology annotation, cellular component: mitotic spindle pole body; half bridge of spindle pole body. The transcript is spliced from 2 exons. Gene Ontology annotation, biological process: spindle pole body duplication. The coding region runs from base 1 to 813 and encodes 270 amino acids.
AUGGCCUCUGGCCAGCCCUUCGCGUCGCGUUCUUACGCCGGCUCCAAGCUGCCCGAGCGCUCCAUCAACGCCAAUGCCAUGCCCUUCAGCGCAUCGUCGUUCUCGCGGCAUCGCGGUCUCGGCGGUGGUGGGCCGGCGCCUGCGGACUUUGGGGCCGUCGACGCGUCCAAGCCCGUGCAGCAGGCUGCACCGACGCCGGCGGGCGGCGUGCAUGUGGCACAGUCGCAUGGCCCUGCGCAGGAUACAAAUCCGUUGAAUCGAUUGACGGAGGAGCAGAGGGAGGAGAUUAAUGAGGCGUUCACCCUCUUCGACCUCGACCGCGACCGCCACCUCGACUACCACGAACUCCGCGUCGCCUUCCGCGCCCUAGGCUUCACCCUCACAAAACAAGAACUGAUCUCCCUCCUCACAACCUACGGCGUGCCCCGCCCACAAGUCCACCAACAACAGCAACAAUCGCAUCAGGCGCAAGCCCAACAACAACAACCCGCCGGCCCUUCCUCUUCAGCCAAGGGUCCCGUCUCCAACCCGCAGCACCCAUCCAACCUCCUCAUGCCGCUGUCCUCGUUCCAAGCCGUGACAGCCCUCAAGAUCCUGGAGCGCGACCCGCGUGAUGAGAUCCUGCGCGCGUUCGAGCUGUUCGAUGAGGGUGGCAAGGGGUUCAUUGACCUCGAAGAUUUGCGUCGCGUGGCGCGCGAGCUCGGGGAAACGGGGCUUGAGGAGGAGGAAUUGCGUGCUAUGAUUGAGGAGUUCGAUUUGGAGGGUGUUGGGGGUGUUUCUCGUGAGGGCUUUGUCGGGAUUUGUUGGCAGUAG